AUGGAGGAGAAAUUCAGUUUGUCGGAGGAGCAAGCGUUUCCUGUACCCCACGUGGCACCCGUCAUGAUGUCUGGGCCCUCCAACCAGACAGGCAGCAACGUACAACAACCACACAGUCCAACCAGACAGGCAGUAACGUACAACCACCGCACAGUCCAACCAGACAGGCAGCCACGUACAACCACCGCACAGUCCAACCAGACAGGCAGCCACGUACAACCACCUCACAGUCCAACCAGACAGGCAGCCACGUACAACCACCUCACAGUCCAACCAGACAGGCAGCCACGUACAACCACCUCACAGUCCAACCAGACAGGCAGCCACGUACAACAACCACACAGUCCAUCCAGACAGGCAGUCACUUACAACCACCACACAGUCCAACCAGACAGGCAGUCACGUACAACCACCGCACAGUCCAACCAGACAGGCAGCCACGUACAACCACCGCACAGUCCAACCAGACAGGCAGCCACGUACAACAACCACACAGUCCAUCCAGACAGGCAGUCACUUACAACCACCACACAGUCCAACCAGACAGGCAGCAACGUAACACAACCACACAGUCCAACCAGACAGGCAGCCACGUACAUCAACCACACAGUCCAACCAGACAGGCAGUCACGUCCAACCACCACACAGUCCAACCAGACAGGCAGUCAUGUACAACCACCACACAGUCCAGCCAGACAGGCAGCAACGUACAACCACCACACAGUCCAACCAGACAAGCAGCAACGUACAACCACCACACAGUCCAACCAGACAGACAGUCACGUACAACAACCACACAGUCCGACCAGACAGACAGUCACGUACAACAACCACACAGUCCGACCAGACAGACAGUCACGUACAACAACCACACAGUCCAAACAUACAGGCAGUCACGCACAACCACCACACAGUCCAACCAUACAGGCAGUCACGUACAACAACCACACAGUCCAGCCAGACAGGCAGUCAUGUACAACCACCACACAGUCCAACAAGACAGGCAGUCACGAACAACAACCACACAGUCCAACCAGACAGGCAGCCACGUACAACCACCACACAGUCCAACCAGACAGGCAGUCACGAACAACAAGCACACAGUCCAACCAGACAAGCAGUCACUCCAACCAGACAGGCAGCUACGUACAACCACCACACAGUCCAACCAGACAGGCAGCCACGUACAACCACCACACAGUCCAACCAGACAGGCAGCCACGUACAACCAUCACACAGUCCGACCCGACUGACAGUCACGUAACCACCACACAGUCCAACCCGACUGACAGUCACGUACAACCACCACACAGUCCAACCAGACAGCCACGUAGAACCACCACACAGUCCAACCCGACUGACAGUCACGUAACCACCACACAGUCCAACCCGACUGACAGUCACGUAACCACCACACAGUCCAACCAGACAGGCAGCAACGUACAACCAUCACACAGUCCAACCAGACAGGCAGCCACGUACAUCAACCACACAGUCCAACCAGACAGGCAGUCACGUACAACCACCACACAGUCCAACCAGACAGGCAGCCACGUACAACCACCACACAGUCAAACCAGACAGGCAGUCACGUACAACCACCGCACAGUCCAACCAGACAGGCAGCAACGUACAACAACCACACAGUCCAACCAUACAGGCAGUCACGUACAACCAACACACAGUCCAACAAGACAGCCAGUCACGUACAACAACCACACAGUCCAACCAGCCAGGCACCCACGUACAACCACCACACAGUACAACCAUACAGGCAGCCACGAACAACCACCAAGACAGGCAGCAACGUACAACCACCACACAGUCAAACCAUACAGGCAGUCACGUACAACCACCACACACUCCAACCAUACAGGCAGCCACGUACAACCACCACACAGGCCAACAAGGCAGACAGUCACGUACAACAACCACACAGUCCGACAAGACAGACAGACACGUACAACAACAACACAGUCCAACCAUACAGGCAGUCACGUACAACAACCACACAGUCCGACCAGACAGACCGUCACGUACAACAACCACACAGUCCAACCAUACAGGCAGACACGUACAACCACCACACAGUCCAACCAUACACCAGACAGGCAGCCACGUACAACCACCACACAGUCACCACACAGUCCAACCAGACAGGCAGCAACGUACAACCAUCACACAGUCCAACCAGACAGGCAGCCACGUACAACAACCACACAGUCCGACCAGACAGACCGUCACGUACAACAACCACACAGUCCAACCAUACCGACAGCUAGACAGGCAGCCGUGCGAAAGCACCACACAGUCCAACCAGACAGGCAGCCACGAACAGCAACCACACAGUCCAACCAGACAGGCAGCUACGUAAAACCACCACACAGUCCAACCAGACAGGCAGCCAUGUACAACAACCACACAGUCCAACCAGACAGGCACCCACGUACAACCACGACACAGUCCAACCAUACAGGCAGCCACGAACAACCCCCACACAGUCCAACCAGGUAG
Molecule: messenger RNA, 2514 nt
Organism: Mizuhopecten yessoensis (Yesso scallop)
Lineage: Eukaryota; Metazoa; Mollusca; Bivalvia; Pectinida; Pectinidae
Product: flocculation protein FLO11-like
Exons: 3
Coding region: 1-2514 (837 amino acids)
Source: RefSeq, a predicted model, not a curated record